Molecule: messenger RNA, 1148 nt
Organism: Colossoma macropomum (tambaqui)
Lineage: Eukaryota; Metazoa; Chordata; Actinopteri; Characiformes; Serrasalmidae
Product: polymeric immunoglobulin receptor-like
Exons: 6
Coding region: 78-1148 (356 amino acids)
Source: RefSeq, a predicted model, not a curated record
GAGACAGAGACAGAGGUGCGUUUCAGGGCCUCUGAUAACUGUCUGAGUUGGUGUGCAUCUGGGAUCCUGAACUCAGAAUGAAGAUCCUCCUCAUCUUCACCCUCUUCCUGAUUUCAGUAGGUGGAGGAGAAUCAGAGAGAGUGACAGGAUAUUCAGGAGGAGGAGUCCUCAUCAAGUGUACAUAUGAGAAAAAAUACACAUCAAACAAAAAAUAUUUCUGUAAGGGUUCAUCACCAAACUGUGCUGACCAUAUCAAGACAGGAGUUAAAAAUGAGUGGAUAAAUAGAGGAAGAUUCUCACUGUUUGAUGGCACCAGAGCUGCAGAGUUCUGGGUGUUGAUCAGAGAGCUCACUGUAGAGGAUUCUGGACUGUACCAGUGUGGAGUUGACAUAAAUUGGCUGGUGGACGUCUACACACCAGUGGACCUGAAUGUACACGAAGAUCUGUCCUAUGAGAAGAGUAUCAGUGUGACUGGCCAUGUAGGAGGAAGUGUAAACAUCAGCUGCAAAUACCCACAAUCCCACAGCACUGACCCCAAGUUCCUCUGUAGGAGAGUGGACACUGCUGACUGUAGUUAUAAAACAUCUGUUAAAGAGAGCAAAAGAUGGAUAAAUGAGGGAAAACUGUAUCUACAUGAUGAUGGAAAGCAGAUCUUCACUGUGAGCAUCAACAGUCUGACUGAGGGAGACUCUGGUGAAUACUGGUGUGGAGCUGAAUCAGACUGGACAUCUGACCAUGGAUACAAGGUUUAUAUCACACAGAUCAACCUCAGAGUUACUGAACAAGAACCACCAGCAACAAUAUCAUCUCCAACAUCUAUAUCCACUGGCAACUUUUCAUUGAAGACAAAUUCAUCAAAAGAAUUCCCAGUUUCCUUUGUGAUCACUGUUGUGUCUGUGAUUCUGGUGUUGUUUCUGACUGGACUCUUCAUUCUCACUGUGCGAAAAAGACUCAGGCCUCAAGAUUUCCUGGUGGCGGCCAGAGCCGUGCUCAACCUCAGGAAGGAAACACUGGGCUCAGCGCCCAAAGAGCAGUCAGAGCAAGGCAGCAUACCUGGAGCGGAGUGUGUUAUGGAGCCGCCGUGGUGGGGAGACAGUCCUGAGGGAGAACUGGCGAAGCAUGCAGCCCAUGGCAUUUGGGUGGAAUAG